Messenger RNA from Talaromyces atroroseus, 2349 nucleotides. RefSeq names its product Homoaconitase, mitochondrial. Bases 1 to 2349 code for a protein of 782 amino acids. The record is from RefSeq and is a predicted model, not a curated record. Gene Ontology annotation, biological process: L-lysine biosynthetic process. The transcript is spliced from 2 exons. Gene Ontology annotation, molecular function: 4 iron, 4 sulfur cluster binding; homoaconitate hydratase activity. NCBI's taxonomy places the organism in Eukaryota, Fungi, Ascomycota, Eurotiomycetes, Eurotiales, Trichocomaceae.
AUGCCCUUCCUCGCUUCGCUGGGCAGGCGCGUCACGCUGCAACAGCGCUCUCUGCGAGCUGCUGCCCAGCUUCGAUCGUUUGCAUCGUCGAGGCACGCCUUCUCGCAGGAUGUUUUUCAGACGCAAUUAGACAACCCCGAGCUUUCUGCUAUCCUCUCUUCAAUGAAAUCGAAUCCGUCUGUCCCACAGACAUUAACAGAGAAAAUUGUCCAGAAAUACGCCGUCGGACUGCCCCAGGGCAAGUUCGUCAAGGCAGGCGACUAUGUGACAAUAAGACCGUACCGAUGCAUGACCCAUGACAACUCUUGGCCAGUUGCGCUCAAAUUCAUGUCGAUCGGUGCCUCCAAAAUCAACGACCCCGAACAAAUAGUCAUGACUUUGGACCAUGACGUUCAAAACGAAAGCGAGAAAAACCUGCAGAAGUAUCGCCAAAUCGAAGAAUUUGCCAAACACCAUGAAGUCAAGAAACAGUAUGGUUCUAAACGCGGGAUUGGACAUCAAAUCAUGGUUGAGGAGGGACAUGCCUGGCCAGGCACUCUGGUGGUCGCCUCAGACUCGCAUUCGAAUAUGUAUGGCGGAAUUGGAGCUAUUGGUACACCGGUUGUGAGGACCGACGCUGCGAGUAUAUGGAGUACUUCAACCACCUGGUGGCAGGUACCGCAAAUUGCAAGAGUGCAUUUCACUGGGGUUCUACCUGUCGGGGUAACUGGAAAGGAUGUGAUUGUUGCUCUCUGCCAUUUGUUUGGUAAAGACGACGUGCUUAAUCAUGCCAUUGAGUUUACAGGAUCGGAAGAAACGAUGCGCAGUCUUAGGGUAGACGAUCGUCUAACAAUUGCGAACAUGACUACAGAAUGGGGAGCCCUAACUGGACUGUUUCCUAUUGAUGAUGUGCUCAAGGGCUGGCUCCGAGGAAAGGCCACUACCGCAGCCAUGGGCCUAGCUGACGGUCCCUAUAAAACCGUUGCUGCAGAAAACUUUACUCAUGCUCGACUGGAAGAAUUGUUUGCGAAUCCAUUAGCGGCCGAUAAGGGAGCCAAAUAUGCCAAGGAAAUCUUCCUGGAUUUGUCCUCUCUGUCACCAUAUGUCUCCGGUCCGAAUUCAGUCAAGGUAGCCACACCCAUUGGUGAGCUGGAAGCCCAGAACAUCAAAGUCGACAAGGCCUACCUAGUUUCGUGUACAAACUCGCGCGCUUCUGAUAUUGCGGCUGCUGCGCAAGUCUUCCGAGAAGCAGCUGAAGCAAAUGGCGGCCAAGUACCAAAGAUUGCGGAUGGAGUCAAGUUCUAUCUUGCGGCUGCGUCCCUGCCUGAACAGCAAAUUGCUGAAGACGCUGGGGACUGGCAGGUCUUAAUAGAUGCUGGUGCAGAGGCUCUUCCUUCUGGUUGUGGGCCAUGUAUUGGACUGGGCAAAGGCCUUCUUGAGCCUGGCGAGGUUGGCAUCAGUGCAUCCAACCGCAACUUCAAGGGUCGCAUGGGCAGCACAGAAGCCAAAGCCUAUCUUGGCAGUCCCGAAGUGGUCGCUGCCAGUGCAUUAUCUGGUGUUCUGAAGGGACCUGGCUGGUACCAGCAGCCAGAGGGAUGGACUGGAGUAAUCCGGGGCGAGGGAGAUGGUAUUAAAGAGGAAGACCGGAUGCUUACUGCGGAGCAGGCUCUAGAGAAAGUCAUUGGACAGCUCGACGACCUUAUUGCGGAUGGCGAGCAAAGAUUCGGCGUUUCCGAAAACCAAGAAGGCCAAGUGGGACAAGAGAAAGAAGAGGACAACAAAUCUUUGACUGAGUUGUAUCCUGGGUUCCCCGAAAGAAUCUCCGGCGAAAUUGUGUUUUGCGAUGCAGACAACAUCAACACGGACGGCAUCUACCCCGGAAAAUACACUUACCAGGAUAAUGUGCCUGUUGAGACCAUGGCAGAGGUGUGCAUGUCCAAUUACGAUCCGUCAUUCUCAUCUAUCGCCAAGGAGGGCGAUAUUCUCGUAUCGGGCUUCAACUUUGGCUGCGGUAGUUCUCGCGAACAAGCCGCAACAGCGAUCCUUGCCAAGAAGAUACCGCUCGUCGUAUCCGGCAGCUUUGGCAACAUUUUCUCGCGUAACAGCAUCAACAAUGCGCUUAUGGGACUUGAGGUGCCGCGCCUUAUUGAGCGACUUCGCGAGAGCUUUGGUUCUGGCAGUGAUCUUACCCUCCGAACCGGGUGGACGUUGACUUGGGACGUGCGUCGUAGCCAGAUCGAGGUUAAGGAACGAGAUGGCACGACAUGGACGCAGCGGGUCGGCGAAUUGCCUCCUAACGUGCAGGAAAUUAUUGCCAAGGGUGGAUUGGAGAAUUGGGUGAAGGACACGAUUGGGGUCAAAAGUGACUAG